AUGGAGCUUAUAAGACCCUUUCACCAACUAGCUAGCUCGUACUCCGACGACGGCGCUAUGACUCUCGCUUUAGCACAGCAAUUUAUUGACACCACCCCUAGACUCUAUGAUCAUGCGAUAGCUAUCCAGUACUUCCUAGAAUGGUGGAAAUACGGUCGCUUCAGCACUACUGACGAGGCUUGGGAUGGAGUCAAGGCACAACUGUGCCAGAAGCUUGCUAACUACACUUUUACUCAUCCGAUACUGGCUGAACGGUUUGCGCAGUGCAGAUCCGUUUCGGACUGGACUUCUCGGACUAAUAUCGAUAUUAAGAGCAGUGGCUGGGUCACUGAUACCCUGGAAUGUGCCUUGUGGGCGUUUUUUAAGUUUGAUACUUGGGCCGAUGGCGCACUUGCUGUGGUUAAUCUGGGUGAAGAUUCCGACUCGGCUGGUGCUGUAUAUGGAGCCCUGGCAGAUAUUUCCUAUGGGGUAGAAGCGAUUCCUCAACGAUGGGUAGAUUCGAUGAAGAAUGCAGACCUGAUCCAUGAGAUUGCGGAGAAAUUUGCGGAAAAGGUUGCUGCAACUCCUGCUCGUGGUUGA
Molecule: messenger RNA, 579 nt
Organism: Penicillium longicatenatum
Lineage: Eukaryota; Fungi; Ascomycota; Eurotiomycetes; Eurotiales; Aspergillaceae
Product: ADP-ribosylglycohydrolase family protein
Exons: 3
Coding region: 1-579 (192 amino acids)
Source: RefSeq, a predicted model, not a curated record